GCGCAUCGUGCAGGGGCCUGGCUUUGGCGUGCUCAGCAUCUAACCCCCAGCGAGGCCACCUUGAUAUCAGCAGCCACACUAACUCUGCAGCCUCCCACACCUGCCAGAGCGCCCGUGUCUCCACUGCAACCCGCUUAUAUGCCCGAAUCCAUUCCACUGAGGAAGACACACCGGCCCGGCACCCACCAGCACCCUUCGCCCGACUCCCACGACGCGGAUAGCGAACCGCUGCACGUUUCGGCCCUGAGCUCCAGGCAGCUGAGUAGGGACUCGAGCCCGUUCUCUGAGAUUCCGCAUCCGCGCCACACGAAGCGGAAUAGCGUUGCGUUCAAGGAGCCCGAGAGUGCGUCCGACGACGACAUCGAGUUCUCCGACUGGGAUGAGCACGAUAGUAACGGCCGCCUCGACUCCGCCACCAACAUGCCGUCAGACCUGAGGCCUGACUUUGACCGCGAGCGAGACGGGCGCUCGUUGUCCCCGCUGCUGGGGCACAAGACUGCGGACGAGGGCACAGAGACUAGGCCCGGGAUUAGCAGGAGGAGCACGCAUACCUUCCAUGAGCGGGACCCGGAGAGCCAGGCGCGGUACGAGACAAGGAGGAAGUACACGUAUGCGGCUAUCUUUUUGGCGUUGAGCUUGGUGAGCUUUACGGUGCAGACGGAGACGGCCGUGUAUAUUCAGCAUGAGCUGAAGUGGGAGAAGCCGUAUUGUAUGCUAUACAUGACCCACGGCUCCUGGGUCCUUCUCUGGCCCACCCAACUCGUCCUCCUCCGCCUCCAGAAAUGGAACCAGCCCUGGUCCACCUUCUGGCGCCGACACGUCCAGCUGCUCCGCCAAACGGCUCUCAUGGUCCAGCACCAGACGCUCCACCCCUCCGUCCGCCAAUCCCAGGUCUCGCCUGUCCGGUACAUGCUCAAGAUGACGGCAUUCAUAACGUGCGCUCUCACCGUAGCUGGAGGAAGUUGGUACGUCGCGGUCAAUUUGACGACGGCCAGCGACUUGACCGCAAUCUACAACUGCUCCGCCUUCUUCGCAUACGCAUUCAGCAUCCCGCUCCUCCACGAAAGAGUCCGCAUCAGCAAAGUAGUCGCCGUCGCUAUCGCCAUCAUGGGCGUCUUCGUCGUCGCCUACGGCGACAAAGCGCCCGCAAAGCACGGCUCGAAAUCCGGGGGCGGAGCAGGCGGCGAGAAAGCGCCGCCAUCCCACGAAGCAGAGAACCGAGCGCUGGGUAACCUCGUCAUUGGCGUCGGGAGCGUGCUGUACGGCUUCUACGAGGUGCUGUACAAGAAACUGGCUUGUCCGCCCGAGGGCUGUGCGCCGGGCCGCGGCAUGAUCUUUGCGAAUACGUUUGGGAGUUUGAUUGGGGGUUUUACGAUCUGUGUGCUGUGGAUCCCGCUGCCGAUUAUGCAUUAUAUGGGGUGGGAGCUUUUUGAGCUGCCAAAGGGAGAGCAGGCGUGGAUGAUGGCGAUUUCCGUCCUCGCCAAUGCGACCUUCUCCGGCUCCUUCCUCGUCCUCAUCUCACUCACCUCGCCCGUCCUGUCCUCUGUCGCCGCGCUCCUUACCAUCUUCAUCGUCGCCAUUGUCGACCAGCUCCUUCCUCCUCCGCUGAACUCGCCGCUCACACCCGCUGCUAUCGUCGGCGGCCUGCUCAUCAUCGGUGCCUUCGGCCUGUUAAGUUGGGCGACGUACUGGGAAAUGGAUGAAGAGCGGCGGAAGAAACUCGAGGAGAGCGGCAGCGAUAUCGACGACUAACUCUCUGUCUUCCAUGCAGUUUCCUUUUCAAGUCCGGAUACACAUAUACAAGGAGCUUAGAGGCUCUAACUGGGCUGGAUGGGAUGUACAAGAUGUGCCUUUAGACGGGUGGGUGGAUGUGCUGCCUAAGCCUGCGCCAUGUUGGCUGGGGCUUUCUACUGCCCGGCAGCGCUGGGUGUCCCCUUUCACUUUUGUUUACACCAGCAUCGCUAACUAGGUAUACGGGUGGGUAUAUGUGCAGCCAUAGUCGCGCACAAUUGGGCGGUUGUUUCAACAUGCGUAUGUAUGCAUUCAUAGACGGUGUUUUGGGCUUGGAUACUCGAAGCUUUGGCUUUGAUUCGGAGUACGAUAUUUAACUCGGCUGUUGCGGGUUCGCUUCUACAGACCUUGACGACAAUGGGGAACCGGUGAUGGGCAAUGUUUUUUUGAUGAAUGAAUCAUGAUAGUAUCCCGCGCGACAGUGCGAUUUAUCUUCCC
Messenger RNA from Trematosphaeria pertusa, 2229 nucleotides. RefSeq lists its product as uncharacterized. The coding region runs from base 139 to 1752 and encodes 537 amino acids. NCBI's taxonomy places the organism in Eukaryota, Fungi, Ascomycota, Dothideomycetes, Pleosporales, Trematosphaeriaceae. The transcript has 3 exons. Gene Ontology annotation, cellular component: membrane. The record is from RefSeq and is a predicted model, not a curated record.